GAAAGUAACUCGUCUGAUCUUCAGGGUGGAAAUCUGUGGAAGAAAUGUCGGCGAGGAAGGCUCUAUUUCUGGGACAUGUGAUGCAACGAAAUGUCUUAGCACACGACCACGUGAAAGUUAGAGUGAUAAAAAUGAUGCUUGAUCAAUAUCUUCUUAUGUAUUUCAACAAAAGAAAAGAUUAUUGGGCUCUUGAGAAAGAUGUUAAAUGUAACAUCGGUGACUUUGUGCUGAUUGAAGAACUUGAUGAGCGAGUGUCUCCCAGAACAAGAUUUGAACUGAAAGAGAUAGUGUUUAAACUUGGUGCUGUGGUUGAUCCAGUCACUGGCAGAAGAUGUCGCGGCACAGAAUUUAUUGAUGAAAAUAGAAAAACACAGAUCUCGGAAGAAAGCUCAGCAGUGUGAUGUCUUAGGGUUAAUGUCCUUUGUAACAGUUGACUGACUCUUGUAUUGUGGUGUAGAUUUGUGUGGCAGUGUGGCACAUGUUGUGAAAUAGCCAUGUUGUGUUAGUAGAAACGUCGAUGGAUUUCACAUAUUCACGAGAUGUUAAUUAAAAUGUACAACAUGUGGUUUGUACAGAAACGACACCAUUGAUAACUGUAUCUUUGUAUGCUUACGAAUGAUUUUUAUUGAGCUUUUUCCUGUUUGACAGUCUGACACAUUGGUUUUCAAGUAAAUGUACUUAGAGAUUAUCCAUGAAUCCGAAGACACCUUAUGUUAAUAGAUGUUUGACAGUUCAGCUUCAAAAGAAAUACUUUAUGACCUGUUUUCCUGUGUUUUUUUUUU
Messenger RNA from Liolophura sinensis, 782 nucleotides. Its product is annotated as small ribosomal subunit protein uS17m-like. NCBI's taxonomy places the organism in Eukaryota, Metazoa, Mollusca, Polyplacophora, Chitonida, Chitonidae. The transcript is spliced from 2 exons. Gene Ontology annotation, biological process: mitochondrial translation. The coding region runs from base 45 to 401 and encodes 118 amino acids. Gene Ontology annotation, molecular function: structural constituent of ribosome. The record is from RefSeq and is a predicted model, not a curated record. Gene Ontology annotation, cellular component: mitochondrial small ribosomal subunit.